AUGGUGAGUUACAAGCUUUGUUAUGGGCCCAUUAAUCCGGGGUUUGGAACGAAACGCCCUAGCUGGGUCCAUCUGUUCUGGGGUGCAUGUUUCUGGGCCUAUCCGGUCUACGUGGUUGCAAAUCUGCAUCGUCUCGAAGUGGUCAGAUACGACGUCUAUGGCAAUCUGAUUCAAAACAGAGUAAACAUUUUCUUCGUUUCUGAGGUACUGCGCAGUCACAGUGACAGCGUAUCCGUGCUUUCCCCCCACUCUCACUUUUCCGUUCAGCCGGGGCGCUGUGUUAACGCUGUCGGUAUCAGAGCGGGUUUUUCAGAUACAACACGGCGUAGCUUCAGCGCCCGGCCAUUUAAGCUGUUUUGUGGCCGACGGUUUGGCAAGAGUUCCAGUCAGUGUCUUGCUUUGCAGUCACUGAAGCAGCCAUAA
This is a messenger RNA of Gongylonema pulchrum, 423 nucleotides long. The record is from the annotation of a GenBank genome assembly. NCBI's taxonomy places the organism in Eukaryota, Metazoa, Nematoda, Chromadorea, Rhabditida, Gongylonematidae.